Molecule: messenger RNA, 1893 nt
Organism: Symbiodinium natans
Lineage: Eukaryota; Dinophyceae; Suessiales; Symbiodiniaceae
Source: the annotation of a GenBank genome assembly
AUGGUACCCCUGCGCCUGGUCUUGGCAGUGGCGUUUCCAUCACACGCGUGGGGCUUGAUUGACGUUCGUCUGAAACCAGCUUCGCGUCCGCUCCCACAAGGGCAAGUGGUCCGGUGGAGCUGGCGGGCGCCUGGCGAAGUCCAGUUCAACAUCACCACGAAGGAAAGACACCCGCUGGAUUUUUAUAUGAUUUCAGGACCACCAGGAGAGCUUCGCAUUCCACGGCCAUGGAUUCAUGAGGUCGAGCCUGCUUGUAAGCAGUGCUUGGACUUCCACUUGCACAAGCUACUGGGAAGGAACGAAACGAUGCUGAUUGUCAGCAACAAGGCGGGACGAUCGGACCUGCAGCUGGAAUUCCAGGAGGCUCUGUUCGGCGUUGAGAGCUGCAUGGAGGAGUGCUUCUUCAAGCCCACGGAAUUUGUGGCUGCUGCAUUGGCAGCAGCUUCGCUGUUGUGCUGCAGCUUCCUCCUCAGCAGACGGUUGGCCCGAGAUGAGCGUGAGGGCAGCCGAGACACGCCCUGGGACGAAGCCUGGGCGCCGCGACUGCUGCAGUGCAAGAGACCGCCAAAGCCUGCAGAGUCGUGGAGCGCGUGGAUUCUUCACGCCUGCAUCAUAACCUAUCCUUGGAACCCCUGGUGUAACGAUCCGCUGACUUUUGGCUUCCGCUGCCUGGUACUGGUCGUCAGCUGGGGUCUGACGCUGUUCGUGUCCACCCUUUAUGGCGACCUUUUUGGCGAAUGGGACAGCAGCGUCAGCACCUUGUCAUCGGCGUCGUCGUUGACCGAAGGGUCCAAAGCUGGAGAGACUCCCAGCAUGGAAGGUGUAAUGUUGAUCUCCAUCCUCUCAUUGGCCAUGGAGACUCUGCUGAGGAUCCUGGCCUUGAGCGUCUUCCGUUGCAGCCUGGCGGCCGCGCGUGUGCAGCAGAGACGCAGGAUGAAGGCGAGUGCGCUUUCUCUUGCUGCUGCUGUCGUGGCGGCCUGCGUUAUCUAUCCGCUGACCGAUGUUCUCUCGAAGCAUCGCUGCGGUUAUGUCCAGCACCUCUUCAUGCAGUUUUUGAUGUCAGAGGCUGUUCGUGGAUUGCCUUUGGCGGCAGCUGUGGCUUCCGCUCAGUAUGGCCUGCUCAAGGCGUGGUUUCUUCCCGUUCGAGGGCUUGCGGUGUCCUAUGCUGUCUUGAGACUGAGACCUGAGCAGUGCCUGAGACAGGUUUUUGGCCGCAGAGCACACCAACAUGAGCUGGCGUUGUCACAGCUCAGCUUAGAGACCUCCUGUCAGCUGUGGCUGGACAUGCGACAAAGCCAUGCGGUACCUGAAAUCCAAGAUGCCCUGAUGCAGCUCUUCAAAGAAGUGAAAGGGCGACUUGAGCAGACGGAGCUGCCGCAAGGGCCUGCAGUGCAAGGCAUCGUCACAGCCCGCGAAUUGGCAGAGGAAGCCAGCGAGCUUCAGCUGCCAAUUUUCUUCAUUGGUGACGUCGAAUCAGCCACACAGCCGACCAACACGGACGGCGUGGCUGUCCUUGGCCACGUGGUAUGUGCCAAGACGUCCAAGGUUGUUGGCGAAUUGUGGGAAGGCACCGUCGCACCCCCAGCUCAUGCUGGAAGGUGGCUGUUCGAUCUGGACUCUGACUGGCAAAGCUGGCCCGAACAGGGCCGUGGAGAACUCGAAAAGCUGCACGGGGAUUGGCUCGCAUCAGGAUCUCCAGAUGAGAGCUUUGAGCUGGUCUCGGGUCCGCACAGCUACUUGAUCAACUUUGUGCGGAUGACCCAGACCAAUACCCGGACGGGGAAGAUGAGGAAGUUGCGGCGAGAAGAGCAACAUCAACAUGUGCUUCAUCUUCAGGAAGCCCUGGAGGGAGGUUCGGCUGCAGCUGCCAGCAGCGCUUCCAUGAGUCCAUGA